This is a messenger RNA of Auanema sp. JU1783, 531 nucleotides long. Lineage: Eukaryota; Metazoa; Nematoda; Chromadorea; Rhabditida; Rhabditidae. The record is from the annotation of a GenBank genome assembly.
AUGUCAAAAGAAUUUUUUCGCGAGUCAAUUGAAAUCCAUGAGUUCGUACAACCCAAAACAGUCUCUAGGUUCAUAGGAAUUAGAGGCAGUGCCUUAAACUCUUUCGAAAAAGCUUUUAACGUUAAAGCUGUGGUUGUGACCAACAAAGGAAACAUCAGUCUCAGAUGCAAUGGCGAGAAAGAUAAUGUCGAAAAAUCCAUCUUCAAAUUCUAUGAAACCAUAGCCAACUUGGAGGAUUCUCUUCAAACUUAUGAAAUGGAUGUACCCAAUGACAAAGUUGGUUUCUUGAUUGGCUCGCAUGGUUGGUCUAUGAAUGAAAUCAUGCGUUUGAGUGGAGCUAAGGUAUUCUGUAAGCAGACAGAAGAUAAUACAUCAGUUGCGGUCAUUGAAGGUAGCCACUCAAAGAUUCAGCUUGCUGUAGAACUUGUUUUGAAAAGGCUUGAAAGGUAUUCUUGCUUAAAUCAGGAGAAAGAAGACAGUUAUACUACAAACCUAUCACGGAGAAUCGCUUCAGGGGAAGAAACUUAUUGA